GCGGGGUCUGGGAUCUUCUUCGGCUCUGACUGACAGCCCGGGCGGCGCCAUGGCCGCGGAUCGGCGCGCCAAGACCGAUACUCUGUCACUGCGACGGCGGCUCCUCAGCUCUUCCUGCAGACUCUUUUUCCCUGAGGAUCCUGUUAAGAUCGUCCGAGGCCAAGGACAGUACUUGUAUGACCAACAAGGGGCAGAAUACAUCGAUUGCAUCAACAAUGUGGCUCACGUCGGGCACUGCCACCCUGUUGUGGUUCAAGCCGCACAUGACCAGAACCAGGUGCUCAACACCAACAGCCGCUUCCUGCAUGACAACAUCGUGGAUUUUGCGCAGAGGCUGUCGGAGACGCUGCCGGAGAAGCUCUGUGUGUUUUAUUUCCUGAAUUCUGGGUCAGAAGCCAAUGACCUGGCCUUGCGACUGGCCCGCCAGUACACAGGACACCAGGAUGUGGUGGUGUUAGACCAUGCUUAUCAUGGUCACUUGAGCUCCCUGAUUGACAUCAGUCCCUACAAGUUCCGAGACCUGGACGGCCAGAAGGAGUGGGUCCAUGUGGCACCUCUCCCAGACACCUACCGAGGCCCCUACCGAGAGGACCACCCCAACCCAGCAGAGGCCUAUGCCACCGAGGUGAAGCGUGUGAUCACCCGUGCUCAGGAGAAGGGUCGGGAGAUUGCAGCCUUCUUCGCUGAGUCUCUGCCCAGUGUUGGUGGGCAGAUCAUCCCUCCUGCUGGCUACUUCCCCCGAGUGGCAGAGCACGUCCGCAGAGCCGGAGGGGUCUUCGUGGCAGACGAGAUCCAGGUUGGCUUUGGCCGAGUGGGCAAGCACUUCUGGGCCUUCCAGCUGCAGGGGGAAGACUUUGUCCCUGACAUUGUCACCAUGGGCAAGUCCAUUGGCAAUGGCCACCCACUUGCAUGUGUGGCCACCACCCAAGCUGUGGCGAGGGCAUUUGAAGCCACCGGCGUGGAAUACUUCAACACGUUUGGUGGCAGCCCUGUAUCUUGCGCCGUGGGCCUGGCAGUCCUCGAUGUUGUGGAGCAGCAGCAGCUCCAGGCUCAUGCCUCCCACGUAGGCAGCUUCCUGAUGGAGCUCCUCAGGCAGCAAAAAGCCAAGCAUCCCAUCAUCGGGGACAUUAGGGGCACUGGGCUCUUCGUGGGUGUAGAUCUGGUCAGAGAUGAAGCCACAAGAGCACCAGCAACUGAAGAGGCUGAAUACCUGGUAUCCAGACUGAAGGAGAACUACAUCUUGCUGAGCACUGACGGUCCCGGGAGGAAUGUCCUAAAGUUUAAGCCCCCCAUGUGCUUUAGUCUGGACAACGCACUUCAAGUGGUGACAAAGAUGGAUGCCAUUCUGACAAAUAUGGAAGAGAAAGUGAGAAGCUGUGAGACGCUGAGGCUUCGCCCUAAGCCAGCUCGUUCUCCAGGUGAGCACCCUUGCUCCUAUGGCUUCUCACCAUCUGCAGCUACUUACUGGGCACCAGCGGCUCAUGCCUGUGAUCCUAGCAUCUCAAAGCUGACCUAGUAACCACAAGAAAACCACACGUGGCGCUGCGGUAGAUAGAGCACUAGCCUAGCGCAAAGAAGCUCAGACAGUGCUGGCACAAAGAAAAAGCUAUCCACUCACCUUCAACACUUUAGUUGCUGGUGUAGUAAAGGUGUAGAAUACGUAUGCCUAUCAGGUGCCACCAGAUCCGGAACAACUGUUGGGCCAGCUCUGAGUGUCUUGUCCCAUAGUGUCUGCAACAGCAUUUCCCACACUCACCCAGGCUUAGUAAGGGUUUUUAAAUUUUAUUUCAAAAGCUUGGAUAGCUUCAAUAUCCAGGUCGUGGCAAAAUCAGGACACGUGUAAAAUACCUUACAAUACAUUAGAUUCCCAAAAGGUACCAAAAAGUACAGUAAAAUUAACACUUCCAUUACAGGAAAUGUAUGA
Molecule: messenger RNA, 1924 nt
Organism: Dipodomys spectabilis (banner-tailed kangaroo rat)
Lineage: Eukaryota; Metazoa; Chordata; Mammalia; Rodentia; Heteromyidae
Gene: Phykpl
Product: 5-phosphohydroxy-L-lysine phospho-lyase
Exons: 12
Coding region: 50-1516 (488 amino acids)
Cellular component (GO): mitochondrion
Molecular function (GO): transaminase activity; pyridoxal phosphate binding
Source: RefSeq, a predicted model, not a curated record